GUGAAGGACCUGCCCGGCGCCCCGCUAUUUAUUCGCCCCCCACGCCCCCUUCCUCCUCCGCCCCGCUCUUUCCCGCGCCGCGGGCGGGCCAUGGCUGGCGGCGGUGCGGUCGGCCCGGCGGACGAGCACUGAGGGCGGACUGAGUCCCCCUUGUCGUCGGGGCGCGACCGCACAAUGUCGGCCGUCGCGUACGUGGACUUCGUGGCGGCGCAGUGCCUGGUCUCCAUCUCCAACCGCUCCGCCGUGCCGGAGGCGGCGCGGCUGAAGGUGCCGGACGAGGGGGAGGCGGCCCGGGAGCUGCGCGACCCCCGCGACGCCUGGAAGGACUACUGCGCCCUGCUGGCCAUCGCCAAAAGCCUCCUGGAGCUGAACAAGUACCGGCCGCUGCCCGCCCCCUCGGUCUGCAGUGACAGCGUGGAGAGCCCCGACGAGGACGCGGGCUCCGACAGCGACACGGCCACCGAGCAGGGCUCCAGCCCAUCCCGCAGCCCCCCGCCGGGGCCGCCCCCCCGCCUGCACGCCGCCGGGGCCGCCCCUAAGGGGAAGCUAGCGGCUGAGAAGCGACACAAGUGCCCCUACAGCGGCUGCGGCAAGGUCUACGGCAAGUCUUCCCAUCUCAAGGCGCACUACCGGGUGCACACAGGUGAGCGACCAUUCCCCUGCACGUGGCCCGACUGCCUUAAGAAGUUCUCCCGCUCAGACGAGCUGACGCGGCACUACCGGACCCACACCGGAGAGAAGCAGUUCCGCUGUCCCCUCUGUGAGAAGCGCUUCAUGCGCAGCGACCACCUGACCAAGCACGCCCGCCGCCACACUGAAUUCCACCCCAGCAUGAUCAAGCGAUCCAAAAAGUCCAGCUCCAGCAGCUCCUUGUGAAGGCAGGGCUGGCCCUGGGGGAGGAGUGGGGAAGAGGCAGGCUGUGGUGGGGAUGCAGGCAGUGGUACCACAGCACGAGAAUCCACUGCGUUGCCGGUCACCCUCGCUGCCCAAAAGCACAUGUAGCCGGCAUUAAAACAAAAAAGUACGCAACAUCCCCCUCCCCAUCUUCCACCUCCUGGCUCUGCCCUGAGAACAACAGUCCGGAACAAGUGGACUGUGGGGUGAGAGGAGGGAAGGGGCAGCCAGUGAGGAGGUGAGCACCUCUUUCUUGCACGGCAAUACGUCGAUACUGGUGUACAUACAAAUGACUGGGCGGUCUGGCCUGUGCCACCACAGUAGCAUGACCCCAAAGUCUUUGUGAUUGCUGUGUCAUGAACAUGUUUUGUUGAACAGUGUAAUGCUGCUUGUAUUUAGAGUCUGUCGAGUAAAAACACUUUCUGAGUCACAUAAAUAACUCAGAUAAAAACUCCAUAGCACACUGUAGAAGUGGGUUUACUGCUGUUAUCUUCUGCCAUCCUGCACUUAAAGAGACUA
This is a messenger RNA of Catharus ustulatus (Swainson's thrush), 1413 nucleotides long. It is a transcript of the gene KLF9, whose product is annotated as Kruppel like factor 9. Gene Ontology annotation, molecular function: RNA polymerase II cis-regulatory region sequence-specific DNA binding; DNA-binding transcription factor activity, RNA polymerase II-specific. Lineage: Eukaryota; Metazoa; Chordata; Aves; Passeriformes; Turdidae. Bases 175 to 876 code for a protein of 233 amino acids. Gene Ontology annotation, biological process: regulation of transcription by RNA polymerase II. The record is from RefSeq and is a predicted model, not a curated record. The transcript has 2 exons.